Messenger RNA from Xyrauchen texanus (razorback sucker), 2967 nucleotides. It is a transcript of the gene prrt2, whose product is annotated as proline-rich transmembrane protein 2. Bases 283 to 960 code for a protein of 225 amino acids. The transcript is spliced from 5 exons. The record is from RefSeq and is a predicted model, not a curated record. Gene Ontology annotation, cellular component: membrane. NCBI's taxonomy places the organism in Eukaryota, Metazoa, Chordata, Actinopteri, Cypriniformes, Catostomidae.
GUUCAGUGUCUGUGUGCACUGCAUCCCUGACAGAAAACAUGCGCGAACCGUUGACAAUAACACCGCGGCACUAGUUUAUCUUUUAUCGCAGAGCACGAUAUUUAAAUGCAACAGCAGAAUAGCUAAUUUCGUUAGAAUUAUCGUGAGACUAAAAUGCAAAUGGACAACUAGUGUACGUGUGAGUCCAAUCGCACACUGACGUGAAUCGCACGGCGGAAGCCACACAAGCAGACAGGACUUAUCAACGUAACAUUGACAACCUUUGCACCCUCAGUUGUCUCUAUGGAAACAGAGUACCGUCAGGGAUCAUUGGGCUCUUUGGUUUGUACCCAAGAUGGGGAACCAAUGAGUAGCCAAACCCCGGGUCCAGUAACAUUUCAACCGGGGGCCAAAUCGGACUCCUUCCCAUGUCUGCGGCCCCUUUCUUUUCCCCAGCAGUCCACUGAGGAGGCACGAUGCUCGGGGGAGGUCAUCGUUAUGGUCAAGGAGAAAACAGAGAAUGGUGAUGGGAUUUAUUGUUCCACUAAUGAUGCUUUUGCCUCCAAACCCAUCAUCUCCCCUCCUCCACGCCGGCAUCAUUCUCUCCCUCAUUCGCACCAUCCUCAUGUUAGCCGUACCCGGAUGAGCAGCCGGUCCAGCUCCAUUGCCUACACAGCAUUCUCCCCGCGACCCUCUCUUUCACGGCACUCUAGUAUCGCCACCAACCCUCCAUUGGACCGUUCCAAACCCAAAGACUACCUCAUCCUGGCUGUCAUCGCUUGCUUCUGCCCUGUUUGGCCAAUCAACAUUGUGGGCUUCGUUUACUCCAUUAUGUCCCGUAACAGUCUCGAGCAGGGGAACAUAGAUGGAGCGAGACGUCUGGGUCGUGUGGCGAAGCUGCUGUCUGUGGUCUCACUGGUGGGAGGAGCUGUCAUUAUCAUAGCAUGCGCUGUGAAUCUGGCAAUUAAUGUCAAGUCCUGAGUGCAGUGAGCGUGCCAUGGAAUUCAGCUUUGCAUCAGACCACUGACCGGAACACCACGGCCCAUUUGUUUCACCUCACGGUUGCUGUGACGGCAAUCACAACUUAGAGGGGAAUCAAUAAUCAGAUGCCUCCACCUCAAAGCUAAAAAAAAAAUUUUUUAAAGUAAAAAAAUGAGAGAACCCUUGGUAAUUCGCCCCAAACUGACAUCCCUAUGGAGCAAGAUACUUUCACCGAUGUCUGUUACAGUCAUCCCUAGGCACUUAUUCAGAGGUUGUUGGAGUACUGCAUGGGUAAGAACUCUCACAUCUAAACAUGUACAAAUAUGGCUAACAUUUGGUAAAGGCUAGCUAUACCCAUGCUCUGUCAUAGUGGAGAAUUGCUGGUAUAGCAAAAGUAUUUUUUUUCUCGAUAAAAAAGAAAACAAUCCAAACCAAUAUACAGACAUGGAUUUGUCAGAUUAUUCAUCCAUUGCAGUAUCCGAUGAGAAUCUUAAGCCACUUGUUCUGCUGAGUGUGGCUCAUGCACGAUAAAGUGGAUCUCCGUAGUCAUGAGGAAACACACUCACACAACUGGAAUCAUGACCGUCAAUAUCUGAGACAAAACCGGAUUUAGGAUGUUGACAACAUUUGCUCGCUUUGUUUCGAAACCUCAUAGUGAGCUAUUUAUGAUAAGAUGAUAUGAUCUGUGAGCAAAGAGGAGAGAUAUCUUAGUAACAAGAGUAUUUUUAUGAUUUUAAUGUCAUCAUAUACAUGAGAUUGUUUAAAAAGAAUAGAUUUAUUUUAUCUGAAAUUUUAUACCGUCACAUUAUUUAUGACCAUGAUUUAUUAUUUAUAUUCUGUUCUGUUAAAAAAAAAAUCAUUUUUAUUUUGUUAAAUGACAAUCAAACAAGGAUUUUAACAAGGAAAAUUAGACUGUUCUUGAACAUGAACUCUGGUAUUAAGUCAAAAUGUAGCUAAUAAUCCUGAAAUUAUACAGUGGGGACCAAAAAUCCACAUUGAAAAUCUGGGAUUCCAAAUCUUAUUUAAACAUGGAAAUAUACAAAGAAAACCUAAGGCCAUAAAACAAAUAAGAAAUAUUUAAGAUUCUGCACUAUUUUCAGCAAACAGUUUUGCUGAUAAGUUUAUUUACGAGGACAAAAUGUACUUUGACGAGUGGUCCGAGAUGCUUUGAACCCCACUGUAUAUGCUUUGGAUGUUUCUUUUUUGCAAACUUUUUUUUGCAAAAGAAAAUUAACAUGUGCACCCCUUUUGAUAAAUCAGUAUGUAAGUUCUCACAGACAAGAUAGAUUUGCAUCAUGUGGUAACGUGUUGAAUACUACUUCUGGAAAUAUUCUUUAUAAAAACACACUGUAGAUGCUGCAAACCUUUGUACCGAACUGUGUUGUUGGGUUAUUUAUAUACACUGUGUAAUCUGAAAUAUCUGUAGCUAAUUGUAGCCGAAUCACAACUGAAUCUCACGAUUCCUGCAAUAUUGUAUUAAUUAGCUGUUGUGUUAAUUAACCUGUCUUGUAGAACCAGAUGGGACAUUUGGCUGGUUGAUGAGUCUAAAAGCUCUUGAGGCUGUUAUAGCAGUCAAAACUGGGUUUGAACUGUGAACUAAGUCAUUUAUAAUGAGGAAUAUAUAAUGAUGAGAUUUUUUUUGUUUAGAUUCAAUGGUAUUGCUUAUGCUAUCCGACAAAACUUGUGAUAUGUGAAUAAUUAUAUUUAUGUUAGGAUCCGUAGGUUAAAAUAAUGUAUUUCUAUCUUUUUUAAUGUUUUUAUUUUCAACCUUUCAUUUUUAUUUGUUUUGUUAAUACACUUUAAGGCUCAUGUUUUAGUCAGACCUAAAGGAAAGAGGAAAAGCUGAAAAUGUAACUCUUGUUUGAACUAUUUAGCUAUUAUAAACAUUGUGCACUUAUUUUAGCAUGCACCCUUUUUUCUCUAAUAUUUUGAUAGUCUUGUAAGCAGCACUAUUUCCCUCUAUGUAUCCUCUCAAGGGAAAAUUAAAUAAAGCAUAAAAAGAUCUGA